Bradysia coprophila is the source of this 3571-nucleotide messenger RNA. RefSeq names its product eukaryotic translation initiation factor 3 subunit a (gene eIF3a). Lineage: Eukaryota; Metazoa; Arthropoda; Insecta; Diptera; Sciaridae. Gene Ontology annotation, molecular function: mRNA binding; translation initiation factor activity. The record is from RefSeq and is a predicted model, not a curated record. Gene Ontology annotation, biological process: translation reinitiation; formation of cytoplasmic translation initiation complex. Gene Ontology annotation, cellular component: eukaryotic translation initiation factor 3 complex, eIF3e; multi-eIF complex; eukaryotic translation initiation factor 3 complex, eIF3m.
ACGCUAAGUGUGCGGGUUCUACAUUUUGACGUCAUCGCCUUCUAAAAAGGGAAAAGUAUUUUAUACCGCACGGUAAAACGAAGAAAAUUGAUUUUAUAGUUUUCUCGGUUACUAAAAAUUUAAAAUUGAUUUUGAAUAGUGCAUCGGAUAAGUGUUCAUUAUGUCGAGAUAUAUUCAACGGCCAGAGAAUGCUCUGAAACGAGCUAAUGAAUUCAUUGAUGUGGGCAAACCAGCCCGAGCUUUGGACACCUUGCAAGAAGUGUUUCGAAACAAGAAAUGGACGUAUACGUGGUCGGAAUCGGUGAUUGAACCGAUUAUGUUCAAAUAUUUGGAUCUAUGCGUCGAAUUAAAGAAAUCGCACAUUGCCAAAGAGGGACUGUUCCAAUACCGGAACAUGUUCCAAUUGGUCAACGUUGGUUCGCUAGAGAAUGUAAUUCGUGGCUACUUGAAAAUGGCUGAAGAUCGAACAGAAGCAGCCCAACAGCAAUCGUCUCAAGCCGUUCUAGACAUUGAUGAUUUGGACGAUCUGGCUACACCCGAAAGUAUUUUAAUGAGUGCGGUCUGUGGAGAGGACGCCCAAGAUCGUUCCGAUCGUACCAUUCUAUUGCCAUGGGUGAAAUUUUUGUGGGAAUCGUAUUGUCAGUGUUUGGAAUUGUUGCGUGUCAACACCCACUGUGAGGCCUUAUAUCACGACAUUGCUCGUAUGGCCUUUUCAUUUUGCCUGAAGUACAAUAGGAAAAUGGAAUUCCGUAAAUUGUGCGAGAAGUUGAGGAAACAUUUGGAGGAUAUUUGCAAGGUGUCCUUGCAAACAACUGGCGUCAGCAUUUCGAAGCCGGAAACACAACAAUUGAAUCUGGACACUAGAUUACACCAACUUGAAAGUGCCAUUCACAUGGAGUUGUGGCAAGAGGCCUACAAAGCCAUUGAGGACAUCCACGGUUUGAUGACCAUGUCGAAGAAGACGCCUGUAGCAAAGACCAUGGCAAAUUAUUAUCAAAAAUUGGCCAUGGUCUUCUGGAAGGCCGGCAAUCAGCUGUUCCAUGCCUCAGCAUUGCUUAAACUGUUCCAAUUAACUCGCGAAAUGAAGAAAAACAUUACAAUGGAUGAACUCCAACGGAUGGCGUCGCAUGUUCUUGUAGCUACACUGUCAAUUCCCUUGCCGUCGGCUCAUCCCGAAUUCGACCGGUUCAUUGAAACCGACAAAAGUCCCUUGGAGAAGGCUCAACGUUUAGCGGUUUUGCUUGGACUACAGCAGCCACCAACGAGGGCAUCAUUGUUAAAGGAUAUGACUCGUCUCAACGUUGUGCAACUCGCUUCAGAGGAAUUCCAAAAUCUGUACAAUUGGUUGGAGAUCGAUUUCGAGCCAUUGCAACUGUGCAAGCGUGUUACAUCGGUUACCGAUAUGAUCAACACCGACGAAAACAAAAUUCUCCAGCAAUACAUUCAGUCGCUCCACGACGUCACCUUGGUCCGUUUGAUUCGUCAGAUAUCGCAGGUCUACCAAACCAUCGAAUUCGUUCGCAUCCUUGAACUAGCGCAAUUCACCAAUACAUUUUAUUUGGAGCGCAUUUUGGUCGAUUGUGUUCGUCACAACGACAUGCAGAUUCGCAUCGAUCAUCAGGAGCGUUGCAUUCACUUUGGAUCCGAUUUAAGUGAAAGCCAACGUGAAGAUAACCCAGAUGGUCCUACAUUACAGUCGAUGCCAUCGGAACAAGUUCGUUCCCAGCUUGUCAAUAUGUCCAUUGUGUUGCACAAAGCAAUUGCGGCGAUCAAUCCGAAUAAUAAACGAACCGACCGUGAAAGACUCCGUUCGCAGAUGGUCCAAAAUUACCAUGACAACAAGGUGAAGGAACAUCAACGCAUUUUGCAGCGGCAAAAGUUCAUCGAAGAUCGCAAGGAAGCUAUUGAGAAAAUGAACAUGAAACGCGAAGAGGAUGAACUACGUCGUCAGGAAGAAAUUUCGAGACAACAAAAGUUGGCAGAACAGAAACGUUUGGAACAAGAAAACGAGGAGCGAGAACGUAAACGCCAUGCCAAUGAAAUUCAACAGAUUAAGGAGAAAAAUCUGAAGGAGAAAAUGCAGCAAAUUUCGCAGACGUCCCAUGGUCAGAAGGUGUUGAAGAAACUCGACGACGAGGAGAUAAAGAAACUCGAUGCCGAACAGAUUGCGGCCAAGGAAGCGGAAGAAUUGAUCAAGGAGCGCAAAGAGCUUCAGAUGAAAUUGAAAACGCAAGAGAAGAAAAUUGAUUACUUUGAACGAGCUAAGCGAAUCGAAGAAAUUCCUUUGAUCAAGAAAUAUUUGGCUGAUAAGCAAGUGCAAGACAAGGAGCUCUGGGUGAAAGAGGAACAAUCACGCAUUGAACAAGCUAUUGCUGAACGGAAAAAUGCUGUUGCGCAACAGGAACGCUUGAAGCGAAUGCAUCCAGACCGUGACGAGUUCUUGAAUCAAUUGCGCGUGGAGCGUAACUCGUUGUAUCUUGAAAAGGUCAAAAAGUUCAAGUUGCAACUUGAGGAAGAACGAAAGAGACGCUAUGUCAUUCGAGCCCAAGAAAGGAAAGAGGAACGUCGCCGCAAAUGGAUUCAAGAACAAGAAGAAGAAGAGAGACGUCGUCAAGAUGAAAUUCGUAAAGUGAAGGAGGAGGAGGAACGAGUCGAACGAGAGCGUCGUGCAAAGGAACGUGAAUUAGAAAACGAGAAAUUACGAAUUCAAAGCGAAAAACAACGAGCUCGCGAAGAAGAGGCAGAACGCAAGAUCCAGGAAGAGCGUGAGAACUUGACUAGAUCUUUGCCGCCAAAAGAGAGAGAAGUGUCUUGGCGUCAAGGCGGAACAGAUCGUGAUCGUGCCAAACCAGCGGAUCCAAAACCGGCUGAGCCAGAAGUAAAUUGGAGAAAUAUGAAACCGAGCGACCAGUCGAAGCCGGUUGAGCCGUGGCGUGCCACAAGAUCCGGACCAAGUGAAAAUAAAUGGCGUGAUGAUAGAAAUCGUCCGCGGAAUGAUCGUGACCGUAAUGACCGCGAUCGUGGCAAUGAUCGAGAUCGUGGCAAUGAUCGCGAUCGUGACCGUAUUGAACGUGGAGGACCCCGUAGCGAUCGUAUUGAGCGUGGUGGAGAUCGUAUCGAACGUGGCGGAGAUCGUAUUGAGCGUGGUGGCGAUCGUAUCGAACGUGGUGGAGACCGUAUCGAACGUGGUGGCGACCGUAAUGAACGUGGUGGCGAUCGUGACCGCGUUGAACGUGGUGACGGAGGUUUUAUUCGCAGAGGAGACGGCGGUCGUGAUCGUGACGAAAAGUCAAAUUGGAGACGUGGUGGUGAUGAUCGACAAUCGGAUUUCCGCAACCGCGACCAAGGAUCCAGAUCUGAUGAUCGCAACCGGGCUCCAGCUGAAGGUAAUUGGAGAGCAGCUAAUAAACCCCGCGAUGACGACAGAAAAGAUAGACCGAAACAGGAGAAGGAUGAUGACUCUUGGACCAGUGUCAGAAGAAAUUAAACAUUUUUAAAGUAACAUUUGCAUUACAAUAUUGUAUUAUGUUAGCCAAUUGGUAUCAACAUUAAUAAAGAACUGCAUUACAAA